UCACUUCGUAAACAUUACAUAUAAUAUACUUUUUAAAAUCAUAUUAAUAUACGAACACUCGAAAACGAGAUAAUUAAAAUUAUUCGUUCUAAUAAGUGUAUUUAGUAUGUUUGCAUUGUAUGCAAUUUUUUUCACCAUUGUUUGUUUAUAUUUAAUUUAAUGAACGAUGAAAUACGUUAAUGUGUUAGUGCAGUUUAACAUCAAGUACUUGAUAUUAAAACAUUCGAAUUUAAUGAAUUAUUAAUACCUAUCUGUUGUUUUUACUGGUUAAUAUAAUGUUGAAUUAUACCACAAACCAUACAGCUCCUUAUAAAGCGCCGAAUGAUGUUUAUCAAAAUCUGUUCCAAGAGACCGAAAAUGCUCAUCGAUUUUCCGUUUCAUCGCUAUUGCAACUGGAAGUAAAAUGCAAGAAACGAACAACCGGUAAAACGGAUAAUGGAAAAUCGCCUUUCAAGAGUUUGAAAGAAGACGAAACUGCUUCGCUUCCCCUGCCCACUGAUCAUCUUGACCGUCCUUGCCUCUCCAAAAAUGCUUUAAAAAAAGGAAUCGGAUGUAAUUGCGAAAUUAAACGAAGAAACAAACCUAGACGAAAUCGCACAACAUUUUCCAGUUGUCAAUUGAAUGCUUUAGAAAGGGUAUUCGAACGUACUCAUUAUCCUGAUGCUUUUGUUCGAGAAGAACUGGCUAAAAGGGUGUGCUUGAGUGAAGCCAGAGUACAGGUUUGGUUUCAAAACAGAAGAGCGAAAUUUCGAAGAAAAGAACGCAACAUUUUAGCAUCGCAUAAAACACCUGAAGCAACACAGUCCAAAUCAGAAACGUUUAAAAGCAUAGAACAACCCUUAUUACCAAGAGCAACCACUUACAAUCAUAUAACUUCUGGCCAUUAUAUAGAUUACUACACCAAUAACAAUUGGAAGAACAGUAAUAUGACACAAUUUGGUAUGUUUGGGACCAACUUUUCUUCCAGUAUUCCAGGUUCAACAUUCAUCAAUCCAAGUAACUCAGAAUAUGGAAACAACGGAACAUUCAUCAACCAUCCAGCCAUCUCAGUAUCAUCAAACUUAGCCAGCACUUUGAGAUUUCGAGUUCAAGAUUUCUCAGUACACACUUCCGUUUAGUAAACACUUUGUACACUUAAAAUCAUAAAUAAAUUUUUAUUCGCAGUAAAAA
Planococcus citri (citrus mealybug) is the source of this 1170-nucleotide messenger RNA. Its product is annotated as paired mesoderm homeobox protein 2-like. NCBI's taxonomy places the organism in Eukaryota, Metazoa, Arthropoda, Insecta, Hemiptera, Pseudococcidae. Gene Ontology annotation, biological process: regulation of transcription by RNA polymerase II. Bases 276 to 1118 code for a protein of 280 amino acids. The transcript is spliced from 6 exons. Gene Ontology annotation, cellular component: nucleus. Gene Ontology annotation, molecular function: DNA-binding transcription factor activity, RNA polymerase II-specific; RNA polymerase II cis-regulatory region sequence-specific DNA binding. The record is from RefSeq and is a predicted model, not a curated record.